This is a messenger RNA of Austrofundulus limnaeus, 1841 nucleotides long. RefSeq names its product motilin receptor (gene mlnr). The record is from RefSeq and is a predicted model, not a curated record. The transcript has 3 exons. Bases 407 to 1495 code for a protein of 362 amino acids. Gene Ontology annotation, cellular component: plasma membrane. Gene Ontology annotation, molecular function: G protein-coupled peptide receptor activity. NCBI's taxonomy places the organism in Eukaryota, Metazoa, Chordata, Actinopteri, Cyprinodontiformes, Rivulidae. Gene Ontology annotation, biological process: G protein-coupled receptor signaling pathway.
UUACUUCUGUCUUCACUUCCUCAGUUCCUUCCCUCCUUUCCUUCCUUCCUUCCUUCCUGCUGGCUGAAUGAAUCACAGACUGGAGCAUCAGUGAUGGAAGUUAGCGUUUCUUAAAUCUGUUUCCUCUGUCAUAAUGUUUCCCGUCAUCAUUUUAUUACAAAGAUCACACACACACACACACACACACGCACACACACACACACACCCGGAUGCUCUCCGUCUCCUCAGGGUGCUGUAAAGGAGGUGUCUCUUCUUUUUCUCAUGGGUCUCUGAGCACCAGGGCAGGUUCUGUCACUGCCUCUGGCUCUGCUGCUGCUCGUCUGAACACCGGGACCCGACUGGGACCAAGGAAAGUUUCAAGUUGAAUUUCCCAGUUGCUCUUCUCCCCCUCGCAGUGAGGUUUGGGAUGUCCUGGUCCAGACCCCAGGUGGACCCUCCUGCUUGCGAAGCAGAGGCCACGGAUCAGCCCAACAUGGACCACCACUACGAGGGCUCCCUGUUCCCCACCUCCACCCUCAUCCCCAUCACCGCCAUCUGCAUCUUCAUCUUCAUCGUCGGGGUGAUGGGCAACACCAUGACCAUCCUCAUCAUCCAGCACUUCAAGGACAUGAAGACCACCACCAACCUGUACCUGUCCAGCAUGGCGGUGUCCGACCUGGUCAUCUUCCUCUGCCUGCCCUUCGACCUCUACCGCCUGUGGAAGUACGUGCCCUGGGUUUUCGGGGAGGCGGUGUGCCGCUUCUACCACUACAUCUUCGAGGGCUGCACCUCGGCGACCAUCCUCCACAUCACGGCCCUGAGCAUCGAGCGCUACCUCGCCAUCAGCUUCCCCCUGCGCAGCAAGGCGAUGGUGACCCGACGCCGGGUCCAGUGCAUCAUCCUGGCCCUGUGGGGCUUCGCCCUGGUCUCCGCGGCCCCCACGCUCUUCCUGGUCGGGGUGGAGUACGACAACGACACGCGCCCCGACUUCAGCACGGGCCAGUGCAAACACACCAGCUACGCCAUCAGCUCCGGGCAGCUGCACAUCAUGCUGUGGGUGUCCACCACCUACUUCUUCUGCCCCAUGCUCUGCCUCGUCUUCCUCUACGGCUCCAUCAGCUGCAAGCUGUGGAAGAGCAAGAACGACCUGCAGGGCCCGUGUGCUCUGGCCCGAGAGAGGUCUCACAGGCAGACGGUCAAGAUCCUGGUGGUGGUGGUGUUGGCCUUCAUCAUCUGCUGGCUGCCGUACCACAUCGGCAGAAAUCUCUUCGCCCAGGUAGACGACUACCAGACGGCCAUGCUGAGCCAGAACUUCAACAUGGCCUCCAUGGUGCUGUGCUACCUCAGCGCCUCCAUCAACCCCGUGGUCUACAACCUCAUGUCCCGGAAGUACCGGGCCGCAGCCAAGCGCCUCUUCCUGCUCCACCAGAGGACCCGACAGGCCCGCCGUGGUCAGAGUCAGCUCAGCGUGAUCGACCGCAUGUCCACCCUGAACGAGAGCCUGACUGGGGUCUGAGUCUGCAGGUUUAUGGAGGUCAGGGGUCUGGAGCUAAAUAGGGAAUACAAAAUAAAUAGGGCUCAGUGCUUCACAGCACUUAUACAAAAUUAUGGCGUUCUUUUCACUGAGACUUUAUUAACUUUGUUAUAUGUUAGUGUUGUACGCCUACUUACAUUCAGGUAGUCUCUGUUAUCUCAUUUCCAUGCGUGACAGGAUCCUGAUGAUGGAAGUGUUUGUUUUGUUGCCUUUUACCUCUGAUUUCAGUCGGAUGUUUCAUUUUGUGGAGACGUAGCAAUUCUUCAAAUAAGUGCAUCAGGUUGUUUAAGUUAAAUAGGGUAAAGGUUUAAAAUCAUAAGAAACUGAA